Messenger RNA from Xylona heveae TC161, 1423 nucleotides. RefSeq lists its product as hypothetical. Lineage: Eukaryota; Fungi; Ascomycota; Xylonomycetes; Xylonales; Xylonaceae. The record is from RefSeq and is a predicted model, not a curated record. The transcript is spliced from 3 exons. The coding region runs from base 284 to 1000 and encodes 238 amino acids.
CCAACCUCCACAACCCGAAAUAACAUGAAGGCGUGACUGCUCGCAUGACAUCCAGUUUCUUUCAAUAUUAUCAUUUGUCAAUCCAGAUAUUCUUCAUAGCGACUUUUCAUUACUGAUUCAUUGUAUAUUGUGCAUGGCAACACUUCAUUCAUCGUAAUAUAGAAGCAACCUCUUUGAUUUUGCUUGCAUUCUCCCCCUCGUUAGACUGUUUUACUGAAACUUGUUGUUAUCCUCAUCACCCCAUUGUCAAAGCAUAUAUAUAUUUUUGAACAAAGUUCUGCAAAUGUCUUUACAUCUCAUUUCAAGGCUAGUCUCACCAUUGAGGCGUCCAGCUGUCUCUUAUUUUUCAAUACCACGCAUUUCACUCCGCCGUCCUCAGGCACUGCCUAGAGUAAGGCGCUACAUAGCUCCUGCAGCUCGACAAAGAGUUGGAGGUUAUCCCGAACGGCUGCUCAUCUAUCAUUCCGGGACUGGAAAGUCUGUUUUUAUAGGCUGCCUCAAAGUUACGACCAUUUUUAUCUUUGGGUUCUCAACUCUGAUCAUUGGACCAAUGUGUUUUCAAGCACCAGAUGUCCCAAAUUUGGUUGCAGGCGCUAUUAUGGUUGGCGGCUCUAUACCUAUACUUUUUGUGACUUAUACGACUGCUCCAUUUGUUCACUACGUUCAUCUUCAGCUGCCAAUGUUUGCGCGUGCAUCGAAAGAUGUGCUGCAGCGGUAUACUCAACACCUGCCUGCCGAUGCCAAGCUCCACUUCACUACCAUGCGCCUCAUUGGCACGUCUCGCAUCUCCACCAUACGAUUGUCCGAGCUGAAGUUUGCAAAAGGAAGAGCAGGUGUCGCAAACCUCAAGCGGAUUCUAUCGAAACGAGCACAAGAAACCCAGUCGCCAUGGUGGAUGGGCAAGCCUCUUACCGACUUUUAUGUAAAGCAGAGCGAGGGAAACAGCAGACAGCUUGGCAUUUGGGAGAAUGUAUUGCAUCAGAUCCGACGGGCGUCCUAGGCUGCAACAUUUCUAGAGAUAUCAUUCGCCAGGUGUUCUAUAGCCUGUUAUGAUACAAAGGUUCAUAAUGUGUUCAGUUAUUGCCAAGAUAUGCAGCUUUGGUUUUUUAAUCUACCCCUGCUAGGCCAUAUAGGCGAAUAAGAGAUAAGACCACGUCGAUUGUGAGGCUCGGUUUGACAUUGAUUAAUUGAAGAAGCAAGAUGUGGUGCAUGAGGCUAGGUCCCCAGCACACAAGCUUUUCGGGAACAUUUUUACAAGUGCAGUCCCUCCUCGCCAAAUCGCGACUCUUUCGGGAGAUAUUUGGAGAUAACCGUCUAGACAUGCUUACUUUUAGACCACGACAAUAAUCUCUCGGUGGAAAUCGUCAGUAAGGAAUCCGCGUGAGGCUCCGUAAGGCUACCAUAUUAUGACUAAGCAAAGGAG